This is a messenger RNA of Octopus sinensis (East Asian common octopus), 699 nucleotides long. RefSeq lists its product as uncharacterized. The record is from RefSeq and is a predicted model, not a curated record. The coding region runs from base 367 to 699 and encodes 110 amino acids. The transcript is spliced from 3 exons. Lineage: Eukaryota; Metazoa; Mollusca; Cephalopoda; Octopoda; Octopodidae.
UAAUUUGCUUUCUUGAACUAGAUUUUGUGUUGAAUUAUCGAACGUAUUAGAUCUUUUUUUUUCUUCUUUUAAUUAUUAUUAAAGUGUCAGGAUAAUUGUGAUACGAAAAACAAUAUAGAUGUCAACACUAGAAGCAAAAGCAGCAGUAACAACAACAGCAACAAUACCAACUACUACUACAACUACGGCAACAACACAGACAGAAGCAACAGCAAUAUCAACAAACAAAGAAACGAUAUUCAUCGGAAGAUCUCCUCCAAGAGUUACAGCUUCCCUGUUUCCGUUAAAGGUAUCAAAUAUUGCGAAUAUAGUCGCAGACUGUUGUUCCAAGAAUGUCUUGAAGUACCUUCAAUAGUUUGGAAGAAAAUGAUAGCAUCAUCUUUGAUAAUACUGAGAAACAGCCACAUGCAUAUCCAUUUACCAACAAAUUUCAAGAAAUUCUUUGUCAAUACUUUUACUAGACAAGCAUCAUCAACCCAACAUGCCCAUAUCUUUGACAAACGAGUAUUAGAACCAGAAUACAGUUUGUCUUCAAAUCCUAAAUUAAAGACGACAACAGUAUCGAAAAACAAACCAAAUCAAAGUAAUGCUCGUGAAAUUGCAAUGGUAAAAGCUUUCUGGAAUCGAGACGAUGAUGGCAUUCAUGGCAUUGCUGGUCCCACGGUAGAAUUUAAACGAAACGUCUUCCAGAACCCAUGA